GGCAUCUGGCAUUUAAAAAAAAAUCUUAGACGUCAGCAAAUGCUUGAAUAAACUUGAAGGGGUCUUGAGCAGGGUGUCGAUAAUACUUCUUCAUGCUUUCUGGAUAAAUGAAAAUUCUGAUCCUUUGUUUUGAAAUUAAAACGAAGAUAGAGCUGUUCUGAGGAUAGGUAGUAAAGCAAACAUCGAAACCGUCACGAGUAAAUUAAUGGGAUAUAUCUCUGUUGAAAACGUUCCCGAUGAACGGGCCAGUUCCAAGGAGUCAGAAUGCGUACGGGAACCAAGGGUUUAUUUUUAUUCCCUUAGCAUGAAGUGGAAAAUUAAUUAAUAAAAAUGCCUGCAUAAACGUUUAACAGAUUAUCCAGGAUCGGAUUUGGGUGCGACUAGGGAACAGCCUACCUACUGCUGAGCGCAAAAGCGCCGGUUCAGUUCAAAGUAAAUAAAAAUCCGGUCCGGGUUUUGAUUGCUGUCUCCUCCAAAGCGGAUAGCCAGUGACAGCUGGAGUUUGAAGGCAAGGCUGAGAGGGUAGUUCUGGGGCAUUCGCUUGUAAGACAGGCUGCUUGUCCUGCAGAUCUCCAAAUAAGAUGACUCGGAGGUUGAGUAGCCAACGCCAUCUCAGACUGCUGUGACAGGACCUCGGACAAGGAGCUUACACCAGCCGCUGUAGGAAAGCGCGGCUUUUACUUGAGCCAAGUCUCCCCUUUUGAGAGCCGUGCUGGAUCGGCGAGAGUUCCCUGGGUGGAUUUCUGAUGGAUUUUGCAUGAACAGGAUUUCUGUGCAGUAAAAGUUCCACAUGCAGCCGGGAAGGUCGGGGGACCGCCGUGUUACUCUCCCCCUUCUCCGGGAAGGACAGAUGUGUUACCCUCACAGCGGCUGACAACCACUGUGUGAAUCAAGUUAGCCACAGAUAGCCUUAAAUGGAUUACUAAUGAGACACCAGUGCCGCUGGUUCGAGUCCUUCGCCUGCCUUUGCCAAUCCAAGGCUUAAGUGAAAAUAAAAAUCAGAAGCUAGCUGUGCUACUAUGAAGUCUGAAGGCUUGCUGCUAUAUUUUUCACUACUACAAUUUGUUGGGGCUGGUUUCCCUGAAGAUUCUGAGCCUAUCAGUAUUGCACAUGGCAACUAUACUAAACAAUAUCCGGUAUUUUUGGGUCACAAGCCAGGACGAAAUAACACACAAAGGCAUAAGUUGGACAUUCAGCUGAUUGUGAAAAUGAAUCGCACACUCUACAUUGCUGCUAGAGACCAUAUUUACACUGUCGAAAUGGAUACAUCAUUCAAAGAACAGAUUAAUUUUAACAAAAAGUUAAACUGGCGAUCAAAACAAGCUGAUAUUGACAUAUGUAGAAUGAAGGGAAAACACAAGGAUGAAUGUCACAAUUUCAUUAAAUUGCUUCUGAAGAGAAACGAUGACACGUUAUUCGUCUGCGGGACAAAUGCUUUUAACCCAUCAUGCAGAAACUAUAAGUUAGACACCCUGGAGGUCCUUGGAGAUGACAACAUCAGUGGAAUGGCAAGGUGCCCUUAUGAUCCAAAACAUGCCAACGUCGCACUUUUUGCUGAAGGUAAACUUUAUUCAGCAACUGUAACUGACUUCCUUGCCAUUGACGCAGUUAUAUAUCGGAGCCUUGGGGAGAGUCCAACUCUGCGGACAGUAAAACACGACUCAAAAUGGUUGAAAGAGCCUUACUUUGUCCAGGCUGUGGAUUACAAAGAUUAUAUCUAUUUCUUCUUUCGGGAAAUAGCUGUAGAGUACAACACCAUGGGAAAGGUUCUUUUCCCACGAGUUGCACGAGUCUGUAAAAAUGACAUGGGAGGUUCACAACGAGUGUUGGAGAAGCAGUGGACAUCCUUUGUGAAGGCGCGACUCAACUGUUCCGUACCUGGGGAUUCACAUUUUUACUUCAAUAUCCUACAGUCAGUGACAGAUGUCGUACGUAUUAAUGGCCGUGAUGUCAUUCUGGCAACAUUUUCUACACCUUACAACAGCAUCCCAGGCUCAGCCGUCUGUGCAUAUGAUAUGGAGGAUAUUGCCACUGUUUUUACUGGUCGAUUCAAAGAACAGAAGACUUCUGACUCCACCUGGACCCCUGUCCCUGAAGAACGAGUUCCUAAGCCAAGGCCAGGUAGUUGUGCAGGUUCACUAACACUGGAAAAAUAUGGCACCUCCAAUGGAUUUCCAGAUGACACCCUCAACUUCAUUAAAACACACCCUCUCCUGGACGAAGCUGUACCCUCAAUUUACAAUAGGCCGUGGUUUUUGAGGACAAUGGUCAGGUAUCGUUUGACUAAAAUUGCAGUGGACAUUGCUGCUGGUCCAUACCAAAAUUACACUGUGGUGUUUUUAGGGUCAGAGAAAGGAAUCAUCUUAAAGUUUCUGGCCAAAGCAAACAUGGGCUCCAUCAAUGACAGCAUCUUCCUGGAGGAAAUAAAUAUCUACAAUGCAGAAAAGUGCAGUGUUGAUGGAGUGGAAGACCGAAGAAUCGUGGGUAUGCAGCUUGAUAAGCCCAGUAGUGCUCUCUACGUGGCGUUUUCCACUUGUGUCGUGAGGGUGCCUCUCGCUCGAUGUGAACGACACAGCAAGUGCAAAAAGGCUUGUGUUGCCUCUCGGGACCCCUACUGCGGUUGGCUAAAGGAGGGAUCCUGUGUGCAGUUGUCACCAGGAACAAAAUCAUCAUUUGAACAAGAUAUCGAGCAUGGGAACACAGAUGGCCUGGGUGACUGCCAAAAUUCCUUUGUGGCACUGAAUGACUUUUCAACCACUCCACAAGGUCAUGAAAUGUCUCGUGAUACAAUAUAUGGCCACUUCAGUUCUGCCUUUUCCACUACCACCCUUCCUACAGCAGUUAAGGAGGGUUUUGAUGCUCAGGGGCCGAUGCUGGAUCAGAAGAAUGGCAUUGUUGCGUCCUCAGAAAUCAUUGACCCGUACGCGGCUAACCCUCCACACAUUCACCAUGAUACCAACGGAGUAAUUCGUGAAAGUUACCUCAAAGGUCACGAUCAGCUUGUUCCAGUUACCCUUUUGGCUAUUGCAGUUAUUCUUGCCUUUGUCAUGGGGGCAAUUUUCUCAGGAAUAAUUGUUUACUGCAUAUGCGAUCACCGGCGCAGAGAUAUUGAUGUAGGCGAAAGGAAAGAGAAGGACUUGCCUCGAUCCCGCAGGGGCUCCAUGGGCAGCGUCACAAAGCUGGGCGUCCUGUUUGAUGCUCAGACGAAGGAGGUGAAGCCUGAAGCCCUGCUGACUCCUCUCAUGCACAACGGUAAAAUAGUGACGCCGAACGGCACAGCGAAGAUUCUGAUCAAAGCCGACCAGCAUCACUUGGACCUGACGGCACUGCCCACUCCGGAGUCGACGCCAACCCUGCAGCAGAAGCGGAAACUGAGCCGUGGCAGCUGCCAGUGGGAAAGGAACCAGAAUUUGAUCAAUGCCUGCACUAAAGACCUGACGUCCAUGGGGUCACCAGUCAUCCCCAUGGAUCUUCCCCUCCACGCCUCGCCCAACCAUAUUCCAAGCGUGGUGGUCCUCCCGACCGCGCAGCAGAGUUUCCAGCAUGACUAUGGAGAUCAGGGCCACAGAUCAGAAAUGGCGCAGAUCACUAUCGAAGAUCAGAAUGCCACACUGGAAUAUCGAAGCAUAAAAAGCCCCUGCCACGGACUGGGUGCGAACCUUGACCAGGUGCCGCCUAAGGUUCCCCAGAGAGAAGCCUCACUCGGACCCACUAAUUCUGGGGUGACUCCAAAUGGUCUGAGCAAGCGGCUGGACGUUCCCUCCCCUUCGUAUGCAAUCGAAUACAAGAGAAACUAUCCGAGCAAUUCAUUGCAGCGAAAUGCGCAAGCAUCCGCUUUCAAGCGAAACCACAAUACUAACUCUUCCAAUUCCUCACACCUUUCUAGAAACCAGAGUUUUAACAGGGGAGAGAACCCUCCUCCUGCUCCACAAAGAGUAGACUCCAUGCUGGUGAAUGCAGGUCCGUCUCUGACGCAGGCUGUCGCCGUAUCGAGGAGAUCCAGCAUCACAGCACCAUACAACUCUCUGCCAAGACUGGGGCUCAAACGCACACCCUCCAUAAAACCAGAUGUCCCACCAAAACCCACAUUUGUUCCCCUUUCAGCUUCCAUCAAACCAAAUGACACGUGUACAUAGUCACAACAGGGAGUACAAAACGAUGUGGGGACCUGCUUCCUGAGUCGGUGCUUUGCAACUGCAACACUAGUUUUGUGUUUUUCUUUUUUUAAAAAAAAGAGCUGUUGUUAAGCUGAGGAUAUUUAUCCCUGCUCCCUGGGAAAAGUGGAAUAUUUUCUUACGACUGAUGCGGCUACUGAACUCAGCGCUUGAAAGGUGGGGUUAGCAGCUGUUGAACUUCCAUCUGAGGGGAUUGAUGAUUGAUGCACAUGAACAGAACAAUGGGACGCCGAGCCUAAAGCACAAAACUGCAGCGAACGUGUAAUGUCUCCUUGACCCUUCGGGAAUUGCCCUCGAGGGAGACGAGUUUCGAAAAAACAAAGCACUGAAGACGUUGACUCAGACUUAACAAUAGCUGAAGUUUACUGUUUGCAGAUAGUCUCAGAUACUGUGAAAUGCCUCUCAGUGUUACAUUUGCUUGGCUGCAGCAGAUAUCGGCCAUUUUGGCAAGGCUUUGGCCUACAUCUCUGCUAUUGUCCUUGUAAUGAUUAAUGUGACUAUUAACACUAAUAGCUCCUGGUAUUUAUUAUUUAAGUGCUAUUUCAAAUAUGACUGACUCAUUCAAAUGAAUUUAUGAAUAUCUCUUUUAAAAAAAUCAGAAAGAAGUCUAAAAUGCAAUGUUUGUAAUUAUUUAAGUCAAGUCAAUUAACUGGAGACCUUCAAUGCUUUUCUAAAGGUAACUGUCCACUAACAAUAUGGAGGUGGCAUACUGAGUACAGUGUUUCUACUCAGCUGCUGGUAGGGUUAUCAAAGUGCUUAGGGAGGGGGAGAGCAAAAGAAAGGGGGCUAUUUAUUUUACUGUGACAGGUUCAUUUCACAUUGAGGGGUGCAUCAAUGAGAAUGUCCAGGUGUGUUCCCCUGAGGACUCAAACAGGAAAGGAAAGAAACUCGGAUACCGUACACACAGGUGGAGUCUCCAUCCAUUAUUCAGAGAGGAUGUAGAAGGAUUUAACGGUUCUGUUUGUUUUGGCAGUCACUGAUAUUUGCAAACUAGAAACUGGCACAUUAUGUGGCAGCCAACCUGGUUUUGCAAGUGGUAGCAAUGGAUGGAGCCUGCUGAAGGGCAAGCUGUUACAGUGCAUAGAUCAUAAUUCUAUCAUGCUGGUUCUAACUAGGCAUACAUCUGUGUGGCAAGCCUCUUUUUCCAUGUGUAAAUUUGUGCCUUACGACAUCGAUUAUGUACAGUUCUUGCUAGUAAUCUGCAAAUAAUUUCCCCCUUUAAAAAAAAAAUUCUGUUUCUGCAAAAUUUUCUCUGUCCAUUUGGAACCAAUUUCUCUCUCAUGGAACACAUAUGCUCCAAUUCCUUAUGUCCCGGAGAAAUCUGCAAACUGCGACAUUUGUUUGAUCGUCCCACAGUCGUGCCAAUCUUCCCCUCCCAAAAUGCCGCGGACGCGGAAAAUUUAAAGCUCAUCCACGUUUCUCCGGAUGUGUCCUUCCAUCUUUAUUUCUGCAGGUGACAGGUGGGCAGUCACUAUGAUGUCAUCAAUUUUCCAAUUGGUCAGUGUCUCGGUUGAAGACACCACAAUACUUACAAUUUAAAAUGUUAGUGAAUUGGCAAAGCAGUGUUAAAGCAGGCUGGUUCCUGCUACAGUAAUAGUGCUUUAAUAAGGAUAGUAAACCUUUUUGACACACGUGUUUCUAAUUACCAUUUUUCUUUUGCGUAUUUCAGUUUGUCAUGCACGUUGAAUCGAGUGUUCUUACAUGUUUAAUAAUUGUCAACAUGGUGUAGAAAUAUGGUUUUUAUCAACCAAGCUGAAUGAAUUUUCUUUUUUUUAUUACUUUUUGUACUUAUUUGCUUUUUUCAGUUUUCUUCAAUUGAACACCAACUUGCAAGCUGGUUAGUGUUUAGAAUGAUAGCUGAAUAAUUCGAGAAGGAACUAGACCAAAGUGUGUAACAAGGUUGCAUACACAUACAACUUCUAUGUCCUCCGUUUCCAAAACAUUAUUAUGUUGACUAGCAUUGAUGCAUUCCUUCAAGAUAACCUUUUUUUUUCAGAUGUUAACUUCAUAAUGUUUCAUGCAAGUUAUGUUUGCUGUUUUUUUAUGCCUUUGCAUAAAUGCUGUGUGAUUGUUCAGAAGUUAACUUGGGGUGCGAUUUUAAUACAUUCUUAUAAUUUUAACAAGAAAUUUGCAAUACAGUAGGUUCCGAUUAAUUGGGUCACAUCAGGACCAGUACAUUUUGGCCCAAUUAAGCAGCUGCCCUAAUUAGCUGAAGUCCCAUGAAAAUAGUUAAAAAGGUAUAAAAAAAGGCAAGUUUCUGUUUAAUUGAGUAACAGAUUUUGUAUUGGUACACUACCAAUACUACUGUAGUACUAUAAAACUGUGUAUUAGUUCCUAAUAGUUAUCGACAGAGGAAUUCAUCCAGUGUAUUUUACUAUAUUCUUCUGAUUGACUGUAAAUGAGCUAAAUUAGAGUACAGAUACCUAGUACAGAUGGACUGCCUUCAAACAAUGCUUUCAACAAUUGCACCUUCCAAAUCUCUAUUUUCAUUGUAACAUUAAAGAUAAUUGUCAAUACUCUCAAAUUCUUUAUAGUUCCAAGCUUGUUGAAGCAGUGAAAUCAUUUCAUUCUCACUCCUGGCCAUUUCUGUCUUUUCCAAUCCUGAAUGCUUGAACCCACAGUGAGCAAGACAGUUCUGAAUUGUUUUCCUGCUUAUUUGUUGCCAACUAUCAGUUUGAAAAAUCACUGCUCUUGAACACAGACAAAUGCAACUGACACUACAUAUUUAAAAACAAAGGGAAUCCCAACUAUUUUCUUGAUUAGUUUUGUUCUUGAAGAACAAGUGGCUGCCCCGAUGGUCCAAUUAAUCGGAAUCCACUGUACAUUUUAUGCAAAAUGAGUCCUGUUGAGUUCAUAUUGAGAGGCCAGUAUGGUACUCACAACAAUUGAUUUGAUUCAAAAGGUUAACACCAUGAAAUAAAUGAAUGGUAGUGUGCUGUUUACUGCCUUUUCUUUCCUGGUAGUGUCCUUGUUGAUCCCUCUCUGGCCCUAUGUGUGCCUUUUGAAGCUCACCCUUGCUAUAAACUCUUAGAUACAAGAGUCAGAUACUGGUUGUGUAAAAUGUAAAAUAGUGUGAUGUUGGCACAAUCUCUUUCCCACAGCUCCAUAUCCCUAACAUCCAGUUCACAACUCAAAUGUAUGUUGUAAAAAAAACUCUUUAAUUAUUACAUAAUGUAAUAAAACAGACUGCUCUGCUG
This is a messenger RNA of Hypanus sabinus (Atlantic stingray), 7372 nucleotides long. RefSeq names its product sema domain, transmembrane domain (TM), and cytoplasmic domain, (semaphorin) 6A (gene sema6a). The transcript has 20 exons. The record is from RefSeq and is a predicted model, not a curated record. Gene Ontology annotation, biological process: negative regulation of axon extension involved in axon guidance; neural crest cell migration; negative chemotaxis. Gene Ontology annotation, molecular function: chemorepellent activity; semaphorin receptor binding. Lineage: Eukaryota; Metazoa; Chordata; Chondrichthyes; Myliobatiformes; Dasyatidae. Bases 1020 to 4136 code for a protein of 1038 amino acids.